AGUUCCCCUCCAGCUUCUGUCUUUAUGGGCAUGUUAAUGUAGCUUCAGAGAAACACCUUUGGGUCUGGGUAGCGACAUGGGCUCCGGGGACAGUUUGAGCAAAAUCGCCGUGCUGAUCGGAGUCUUUGUGGUUUUGACGGUGCAAGCUGUUCCUACACGUACCGGUGAUUAUGCAGAUGGUGGUGAACUGAGGGACGACAUACUUGAGAUCAAUAGAGGGUUAAACCACCUGUUUGAGGGAGACAUCGCUAUUGAUCCCAGCAGGAAUGCAAUCCUCAAUCAAACACUGAGAUGGAAGUUUCCCAUUCCCUACACCUUAACUGAUUCUUUAGAACUGAAUGCUAAAGGUGUGAUCCUCCAGGCUUUUGAGGAGUACCGUUUGAGAUCCUGCGUGGACUUCAAGCCCUAUGAGGGAGAGAGCAGCUACAUCUCCUUCACCAAGCUGUCUGGAUGCUGGUCGUAUGUUGGAGACGAUAGAACAGGCCAGAAUGUGUCCAUUGGAGCCAGGUGUGACACCAAGGCCAUUGUGCAGCACGAGCUCCUCCAUGCUCUGGGCUUUUACCACGAACAGUCUCGCUCAGACAGAGAUGACUAUGUCAAAAUCUGGUGGGACCAGAUUGAAGAAGGGAAGGAGCACAAUUUCAACAAGUAUGAGGAUGACUUCAUCACUGAUCUGAACACACCAUAUGAUUACGAGUCCAUCAUGCACUACAGGCCUCUGUCGUUCAACAAGAACGACAGCAUCCCCACAAUCACCACCACCAUACCGUAUUUCAAUGAGGUCAUUGGCCAGCGGCUGGACUUCGGUGCUGUCGACAUCACCAGGCUCAACCGCAUGUACGACUGUGCCAACAUACUCACUCUCUUGGACCAGUGCUCCUUUGAGCUGAUCAACAUCUGUGGAAUGAUCCAGAACGAGGAGGACAACGCAGACUGGGUCCAGAUGCUGAGCAGUCCUGCUGAUAUGGACCACACCGUGGCAGGGCUCUGUAGAGAUUCUGGCUACUUCAUGAAGUUUGACACAUCUUCCGGCGCGGUGGGAAGCAGCGCCUUGCUGGAGUCACGUAUCCUCUAACCCAAGAGAGACGGGCAGUGCCUGCAGUUUUUCUACAAGAUGACUGGAGCAGCUGGGGACAAACUGGUGAUAUGGAUCAAGACUGACGAUGGGACCGGGACUGUGCGCAGUGUCAGGAAGAUCCACACCAUUGCAGGAAGUGGAGAUGCUGCCUGGAAAAUAGCCCAUGUGACUCUCAAGGUGACAGAGAAGUUCCGCUAUUUCUUCCAAGGUGUCAGAGGAUCGUCCGGCUCUUCGGGUGCCAUCUUGAUCGACGACAUCACCCUUACUGAAACAAUUUGCCCCAGCGCCGUCUGGCAAAUCCACAACUUCACCGGUGUUCUCGCCAACACUCCUCUUGGCGGUUCGUUGAAAAGCAAGUGCUUCUUCAACUCAGAGGGCCACUCAUUCGGUAUCAGUGUUUACCCGAAUGGAAAGGAGAGUGACUACCCAGACUAUGUUGGCAUGACCUUGCACCUCUGCGGUGUGGGUGAUGAUGCAGUGAUACAGUGGCCAGCUGAAAACAGGCAGGCAACCAUCGUUGCCAUGGACCAGGACCCUGAUGUGAAACUGAGAAUGUCUUCUACAAGAAGCUUCACAACAGACACUCAUCCUCGUUGGAACAGACCAACAGCUACUUCAGGUGCAGUGAGAUGGAAAUGAGACCGGAGGUUUCAAAACACAGAGAAGCCCGUGCCGCCAACCCCUAUCAUUCCAACCCUUGUUUCAACGGAGGCGUGUGUGUGGAGAGUGAAGGGAAAGCCUCAUGCAGGUGUGUGUCAACCCAGACCACCUACUACGCUGGUAAGAGGUGUGAAGAACUGAACAUAGACAGAGGCAUCGUGGGAGCUCUCAUUGGUGGCGCAGCAGGGACCGUGAUUCUGACACUGGCUAUCUUCACCGUCAUCAGGAGAGCUCAGUGAAACACGUGUCUUCUGCAUUCAUUCAGCAGUGGAAUCACAGAAAAAAAUGCUGCCAAUAUUGGAGAGAGAAGUGUUUAUAGACUUUUCUUUUUUGGACACUAAUUGCAUCGCAAGCCCCGUAUUUUGUGUGUCCCUACAUGAAACAAAUCUGUAGAAAUGAAGCCCCAAUCAGAGCAAGAGUUUGUUAAAUUUGUGCGGUAUGUGGUUUAGAUUGAGAUUGAAACUUCGCAAACAUGCAUAGUAUAAUGAACAACGAAAGACAUUAUAUUCUUUGCCUUUAUUACAAUGCAUAUGUUUAUACAUACAGCGGUUAGACACACAUGGUAUACAGGUUAUAGUUCAAGUAGAAAUGUGUUAAUUUACAUUUAAAUGAUCAAACCAUGCCAAACUUGUAAAAACAAUUUCUAUGUUCUAAAUACAAUCAGCUUAAACUAGUCGUACAGAAUGCACACCAUCCAAUAAUGUGGUUUGAGUCAGUAAUAAUCUAAAGCCCCUCCUUAAAGCAGCUAAAUACAGUAAUAAUUUAGUAUUGUGUUUCAUUUCUUUGGCACUCAUAAUGGAAAAUAAUCUGUAUCUACUUUACCCUUUAAAGAAUGUAUGCAUUAGCUAGAUUUACAUAUUAAUCCCCGGAGGGGAUGUUU
This is a messenger RNA of Anarrhichthys ocellatus (wolf-eel), 2618 nucleotides long. RefSeq names its product meprin A subunit alpha-like. The record is from RefSeq and is a predicted model, not a curated record. Gene Ontology annotation, molecular function: zinc ion binding; metalloendopeptidase activity; protein binding. NCBI's taxonomy places the organism in Eukaryota, Metazoa, Chordata, Actinopteri, Perciformes, Anarhichadidae. Gene Ontology annotation, cellular component: membrane. Gene Ontology annotation, biological process: proteolysis.